UCGCCUGUCAUUCGUCGGAGGGACGCCGAGUGUGCUGCCGGAUUUGGUCGGGGAGCAGCGAGCCGCACGUCGGUCAAACAUCGCCAAAGCACCGCCUGGUGCCUUUCUUGCUCCGCCGGGCUUUGGUUACCAUUCAUGGGAGAAUAGGUUCGCUUGAACGACGCUACUUUUGACUUCAAUACGCUGAGCAAGUCUUUGCUGCCCCCUACUGACCAUGUGGAGCAUGUGCCUGAUGACGAUGAUGGCGCUCGCCCCUUCCGUCCUUGGCUCGGGAGACGGCGACACCCUGCCACCCAGACCAGACUCAAACCUGGAGAUCUAUAAGCGUCUGUUCGAGACUAAGAGGAAGGAUCAGCUCAACGCACUCAAGAAUUUGGUGGAGCUCAAUGACAUCAACCAGCAAUACAAGAUCAUAGACAUCAUGCUCAAAGGCCUCUUCAAGGUGUUGGAGGACUCCAGACAAAUCCUGCUUUCAGCCAACUUGCAGCCCGAGGCUUCCUUCCCUCUGGAUGAUAAAAUCAAAGAAGCUUAUUCCCACGUGGUGGAGAACACGGCCUUCUUUGGCGACGUGGCGCUGCGCUUCCCGCGUAUCGUGCACCACUACUACGACAGGAACGCCGACUGGGGGGGGCUCCUGCGCUGGGGGCUGCACUUUUGUAACCAGACUGGAGUUUUCACAGGAGGAGCCCACCAACAUGUACUCACGCUGAUGUCACAAGAGCUGGGAAUCACCGAGAAAUCUCCAGACUUCAUCAACCCUUACCGGACAGAAAGAGAUGAUGUGCUCCAUACGGCUGAAGCCUUCCAGAAGAUUCUGAGGGAGGAGGAGAAGAGGAGGAGGAAGGAGGACAAAAGGAAAGAAAUCAGGAAAGGGCCUCGCAUCUCUCGCUCUCGCAGCGAACUAUAGCGACGCCAGCGGGAGGAGAAGAGAGAACGGGCGGUUCACAAAGUAGACUCUGGCGAGAAGGAGGGAAAUGGAAGCCGUCAUCGCUUUAUCAUCACAGGUGCAUUGUGGGAAAUCCAAAUGGAACAUCUCCACAUGAUUGUAAGUAGUGAAAUGUUUGUGAAUUGCUGUAAUCCUGCAGAAAUGAUUGCAAAGGCAGGAGAAGUCUCUAAAAAGGGCUUUGGAUCAUUGAGGUUUGAGAUACUGUAUGUUAGAAUGAUGUACAACAUGUUGGAAUGAUGUACAACAGGGGUAACAACAUGUUAGAAUGAUGUACAACAGGGGUAACAACAUGUUAGAAUUAUGUACAAAAGGGGUAACAACAUGUUGGAAUUAUGUUCAACAGGGGUAACAACAUGUUAGAAUGAUGUACAACAGGGGUAACAUGUUAGAAUGAUGUACAACAGGGGUAACAACAUGUUAGAAUGAUGUACAACAGGGGUAACAUGUUAGAAUGAUGUACAACAGGGGUAACAACAUGUUAGAAUGAUGUACAACAGGGGUAACAACAUGUUAGAAUGAUGUACAACAGGGGUAACAACAUGUUAGAAUGAUGUACAACAGGGGUAACAUGUUAGAAUUAUGUACAACAGGGGUAACAACAUGUUAGAAUUAUGUACAAAAGGGGUAACAACAUGUUGGAAUUAUGUUCAACAGGGGUAACAACAUGUUAGAAUGAUGUACAACAGGGGUAACAUGUUAGAAUGAUGUACAACAGGGGUAACAACAUGUUAGAAUGAUGUACAACAGGGGUAACAUGUUAGAAUGAUGUACAACAGGGGUAACAACAUGUUAGAAUGAUGUACAACAGGGGUAACAACAUGUUAGAAUGAUGUACAACAGGGGUAACAUGUUAGAAUGAUGUACAACAG
Nerophis lumbriciformis (worm pipefish) is the source of this 1815-nucleotide messenger RNA. Its product is annotated as coiled-coil domain-containing protein 134-like. Lineage: Eukaryota; Metazoa; Chordata; Actinopteri; Syngnathiformes; Syngnathidae. The record is from RefSeq and is a predicted model, not a curated record.